Messenger RNA from Rotaria sp. Silwood1, 996 nucleotides. The record is from the annotation of a GenBank genome assembly. Lineage: Eukaryota; Metazoa; Rotifera; Eurotatoria; Philodinida; Philodinidae.
AUGGGAAAAGAUUAUUAUCAAAUUCUUCAAAUAACUCGAAUUGCUAAAGAUAGUGAAAUUAAAUCAGCUUACCGUCGAUUAGCACUUAAAAUUCAUCCACUUAAAAAUAUUGAUGAUCAUAAUGCAGUUUAUAAAUUUAAUGAUCUUGCUGAAGCAUAUGAUGUAUUAAGUGAUCAUAAAAGACGAGCUAUUUAUGAUCAAUAUGGUAGUGAAGGUUUAAAAAAUGGUGUACCAAUAGGACCAGAUCAUGAAUGGAGUGAAGGUUAUGUAUUUCAUGGAAAUGCUGAAAAAAUAUUUCGAGAUUUUUUUGGUGAAUUUUAUACAAAUGCUGAACAAGAUCGAACGUUAAGUUUUGGUGGAAUAGAUGGUCGUGGUCGAAUAAAAAAAGAUUCACCAAUAAUACGUGAUCUUUUACUUUCACUUGAAGAUUGUUAUCAUGGUGCAAUAAAAAAAAUUAAAAUAAGUCGAAGAGCAUUAAAUGAUGAUGGUAUAACAUCAAGUAUUCGUGAAAAAAUUCUUUCAAUUACUGUUAAACGUGGUUGGUUACCAGGUACAAAAAUAAUGUUUGAAGGUGAAGGUGAUCAAGGUCCAAAUAAUAUUCCGUCAGAUCUUAUUUUUACUGUCAAAGAUAAACCACAUCUGACUUUUCAUCGUGAAAAUACAGAUCUUAUUUAUACAGCUAAAAUUAGUUUAGGACAUGCAUUAAUUGGUAUUACAUUACAUAUUGAACAUCUUGAUGGACGAUUACUUGAUAUACCAAUUAAUGAAAUUGUUAGGCCUGGAUAUAAAAAACGUAUACCAGAUCAUGGUAUGCCAUUAAUGACAGAUUCAGAUAAAUAUGGAGAUUUAAUUAUUGAAUUUGAUGUUAUUUAUCCCUAUGGACUAAAUCCUGAUCAAAAAUUAUAUAUUAAGGAGGCAUUAAUAAAUAAUCAAAAUAAUAAAAAACAUCAACAACAUGGUCAUAAUAAAAAAAAACAUAUAAUACAUGGAGAAUAA